Sparassis crispa is the source of this 195-nucleotide messenger RNA. RefSeq lists its product as hypothetical. NCBI's taxonomy places the organism in Eukaryota, Fungi, Basidiomycota, Agaricomycetes, Polyporales, Sparassidaceae. Gene Ontology annotation, biological process: pyridoxine biosynthetic process; pyridoxal 5'-phosphate biosynthetic process; amino acid metabolic process. The record is from RefSeq and is a predicted model, not a curated record. The transcript has 2 exons. Bases 1 to 195 code for a protein of 64 amino acids. Gene Ontology annotation, molecular function: amine-lyase activity.
AUGGCUCUCGAGCGAGUUCCCGCUGACAUCAGGAGAGAAGGUGGCAUCACACGCAUGAGCGAUCCCCAUCUCAUCAAAGAAAUCGUCGAUGCCGUGACUAUCCCCGUCAUGGCCAAGGUAUGCAUAGGACACUUUGUGGAGGCGCAGGUGCCUACUCUCCCUCCGGGCAGCUGUGCGCGCUCGAGCGCGGCAUGA